This is a messenger RNA of Baudoinia panamericana UAMH 10762, 530 nucleotides long. RefSeq lists its product as uncharacterized. The record is from RefSeq and is a predicted model, not a curated record. NCBI's taxonomy places the organism in Eukaryota, Fungi, Ascomycota, Dothideomycetes, Mycosphaerellales, Teratosphaeriaceae. The transcript has a single exon. Bases 204 to 368 code for a protein of 54 amino acids.
AUUUCGAAGGGACUACGGCUAGACGCCUACGUCAUGUGCAAUUCUGUGAAGCACGCGACACACGCGUAGCGUGGUCCUCGGGAUAGUAUGAGAUUUGGUGGUCUCACUCGCGUUUACAAGCGUGGGUCCCUAAAGCUGUGUCCCGGCGCCACCGCCAUACGCAGGUCCGCUCUACCUAGGCGAGUUGUAUCUCGGCGGCCACGAUGGGUUAUCCUGGGAGGAUGAGGAUAGAGUUGAGUUGGCUGAUGGGGUGCAAUGCCUGCUUGGGUGCUUCGACGGUCACUCAUGCAAGGGACGGUGGAGCAGCUGUCAUUGCAGCACAUGCUGUACACUUCACAUCGUCUCAAGCGUCCGGUCAGUUGCGAUGAUGUGUAUCUACCGUGCCGAGGAUCUUCAUUACGAAGGCCCGUAUCAAUCCAUACCGUGCGACGCUAGGCGUCCUGCCGUGCGUGCAGGGUCGCGGCAUCGAGAAGCAUGCAUGCAUGCUAGGCAAGUGUAUCUGAUAUAGUUCGUACGGUCCCAUAUCAUGC